AUGGACCACAAUCCUGGGACAAAAGACGCCAUGGACCGGACCGACUUGGUUUCUGAGGAUGGAAAGAACAGCAAGUCUGUCCUUUGUCAGCGAUGCGGAUCUAAGGUGCUGUCCCCGGGAAUGGCUGUGUUAGCAGAGAAAGAGUUUAUCCUACCGUCCAUGCGGAAAAAAAGCAGCAUCGGCGCCACAGAGGGCUCAGUGGACAGGGACACAGUAACAGCCCACUGGUUAGUGGGGGAUAUGUUCGAUUUUGAGAAUGUAGGCUUCACUAACGAUGUGGGGAGAAUCAAGUAUCUCAUCUGUGCAGACUGUGAGAUCGGACCAAUCGGCUGGCACUGUUUGGAUGACAAGAUCGGUUACUAUGUUGCUUUAGACAGAGUGAACCAUGCUUAA
Molecule: messenger RNA, 393 nt
Organism: Nerophis lumbriciformis (worm pipefish)
Lineage: Eukaryota; Metazoa; Chordata; Actinopteri; Syngnathiformes; Syngnathidae
Source: RefSeq, a predicted model, not a curated record